Dracunculus medinensis (Guinea worm) is the source of this 1044-nucleotide messenger RNA. The record is from the annotation of a GenBank genome assembly. Lineage: Eukaryota; Metazoa; Nematoda; Chromadorea; Rhabditida; Dracunculidae.
AUGAGCCCAUUAUUGAUGAAAAAGAGACAUGUUAGAGGAAUACAAGUGGGCACAAAAAAUGGGUGCGUAGAAGGAUUUCAAAUAAAAUGUGAUCGAGGGCCUGUUAAUAUCUUUCUUGGCAUUCCAUACGCCGAUCCACCUGUCGGUGAACUAAGAUUCAAGAAGACCCAUCCAGUCUCAUCAUGGAAUGGUAUUCUUGAGUGCAAGAAGUACCAGCGAAGAGCUCCGCAGAUCGACCAUAUUUGGGACAAAAUAAGUAUUCGAAUAGGUACCAGUGAAGAUUGUUUAUACUUGAAUAUCAUUGCGCCAGACUGGAAAUCGCCACCAAGUCAGCCAAACGGAUUUGCAGUAUUGUUUUUUAUACAUGGUGGGGGCUUCCUAGUGGAUUCGGCAGUACGAUAUCAUUAUUCAAAUCUUGCCAGGAUGUUAGCGGUGCAUAACAUUAUCAUUGUAACCAUACAAUAUCGUCUCGGCUAUUUAGGUUUCUUUUCAACCAAUGACAAUAAUUGCAUAGGUAAUUUUGGACUUUGGGAUCAGGUGACGGCUUUAAAAUGGAUAAGUGAGAACAUAGUAUAUUUCGGAGGCGACCCAAAACGAAUCACAGUCGCUGGACAUAGUGCGGGAGCUGCAUCAGCCGAUCUAUUAUCAUUGUCACCAUAUAGUCGAAAUUUAUUCAACCGAUUAAUUCUCAUGGGUGGUAAUGCUGAAUGUCCAUGGGCAAUUUCGCCUAAAGAAAAAGUUGCAGAAUGCUCAAAGAAAAAGGCAGAAAAGUUAGGAUGGAAAGGAGACAAUAACUACGAUAUGAUCAGAUAUCUUCGAACUUUACCGAGCGAAAAAUUUGCUGAUGAAAUGAUAAACAACGAGGUGAUUACUGAAACAGCAUCGCUUCCAAUGACACCGAUAAUUGAUGGCGAUCUUUUACCAGCUUCAAUUCAUGAUCUUCGACAACAAGUCGAUGUGAAACGUACAAUAAUUGGUGUCUGCGAAUAUGAAGCUCUACUUUUUGGUAAUCUCGAUUCUUCCUAUAGAUAUCUUUGUUGCUAA